Messenger RNA from Sphaerodactylus townsendi, 4374 nucleotides. RefSeq names its product collagen type VI alpha 3 chain (gene COL6A3). NCBI's taxonomy places the organism in Eukaryota, Metazoa, Chordata, Lepidosauria, Squamata, Sphaerodactylidae. Gene Ontology annotation, molecular function: serine-type endopeptidase inhibitor activity; protein binding. Bases 1 to 3744 code for a protein of 1247 amino acids. The transcript is spliced from 35 exons. The record is from RefSeq and is a predicted model, not a curated record.
AUGAAUGACACUGGGGCAUUUGUUUAUACUGUUCUCUGCAGUUCACUAAGUAAAUCCGGGGUCAAGGCUUUGAUGCUUGUUGGGCUGGAGCGAGUAUCAAACUUUGAGGAUGUGAUGCGGCUGGAGUUCGGACGUGGCUUCACUUAUAACCGGCCUCUUCGAGUUAAUGACAUGGCUUUACAGUUUGAAUUGGCAGAGCAACUGGACAAUGUUGCGGAAAGAGCAUGUUGUGGGGUUCCAUGCAAGUGUUCUGGACAGUGGGGAGACCGGGGAUUGCCAGGUACAGCUGGACCAAAGGGAACCUCAGGAGAAGAUGGCUACAGAGGCUAUCCAGGAGAUGAAGGUGGACCGGGAGACCGUGGACCUUUGGGGAUCAAUGGAACUCAGGGAUUUCAAGGCUGUCCUGGUGAAAGAGGAACAAAGGGUAACCGUGGAUUCCCAGGUGAAAAGGGUGAACUGGGAGAGAUUGGUCUGGAUGGAAUCGACGGGGAAGAAGGAGACAGAGGCCAUCCAGGUUCUCCUGGGGAGAGGGGAAGCCUUGGCGGCAGAGGUGACAAAGGAGGCAAAGGAGAACAAGGAGAAAGAGGAGACCGCGGACUGCGAGGAAACUCGGGUGGGCAAGGAUCGAAUAGCACUCAGAGAGGAUCUAGAGGCCAGAAGGGUGAACUCGGACCAAUGGGAGACCCCGGAGCAGAUGGACCCCCAGGACCCCCAGGAGGGCCUGGAAGAAACGGAGGACAGGGCAGAAGAGGACCCCCCGGUGUCAAAGGAAACAGAGGUCCUGGAGGUCUACAAGGGUCUGUAGGAGAGCAAGGUACCAGAGGGCCACAGGGACCUCCUGGCCAAGCCGGAACUCCAGGUCUUCGAGGAGAGCAAGGCAUCCCUGGGCCAAGGGGUGGAGGAGGCCCGCCUGGGUCUGCAGGAGAACGUGGCAGGCCUGGACCCCUUGGCAGAAAGGGCGAGCCAGGUGACCUUGGUGCAAAGGGCCCCGCAGGUCCUGUUGGGCCACGAGGAGAGACGGGAGACGACGGACGCGAUGGUGUGGGCAGGCCGGGAACUAAAGGCAGACGGGGAGAACCAGGGUUUCCCGGAUAUCCAGGGCCAAAGGGUGCACCUGGAGAUCGAGGCAGUCUUGGUGAUGCUGGCCCCAAAGGAAACAGAGGUCACAGGGGUACACCAGGAGAGCCUGGCCCACGAGGUCAAAAAGGAGAAAGAGGAUAUGGAGGACCAGCAGGAUUUAAGGGUGACAGAGGAGAGUCAAGAGAUCAAUGUGCCCUUGUCCGCAACAUCAAAGAUAAAUGCCCUUGCUGCUAUGGUCCAAGGGAAUGCCCACUUUAUCCGACAGAAUUGGCCUUUGCUAUAGAUACUUCUUCUGGUGUGAGUACAGACGUUUUCAACAGAAUGAAGCAAGCAGUGUUGGCGAUCGUCAACAACCUCACCAUCGCUGAGAGCAACUGCCCUCGUGGCGCCCGCGUUGCCUUGGUUACGUAUAACAGCGAACUCACCACGGAGAUUCGUUUCGCCGACUCCCGAAAGAAAACCAAUCUCCUGAAGCAAAUCGAGGCCCUCCGAGCCAUACAGACGACCAAACAGCGAAGCUUAGAGACGGCUAUGUCCUUUGUCGCCAGGAACACCUUCAAACGUGCUCGCAGCGGCUUCCUCAUGAGGAAGGUGGCUGUCUUCUUCAGCAACGGACCCACGAGAGCAUCUCCGCAACUCAAUGAGGCGAUGAUGAAGCUCUACGAUGCAGGAGUCGUGCCGGUGUUCCUCACGAACAGAGAUGAUCGGGCCCUUUCGAACGCACUGCAGAUCAACAACUCCAUAGGCGGCCAAGUGAUCGUAUUUUCCGGCGGCGCAGAUCAAAUUAAUCAAACGAUUAGGAGAGUAAUAACAUGCCAUAUUUGCCUGGAUGUAUGCGAUCCUGAUCCCGCCUGCGGCCCACAAAGGCCCACCUUCGGCAGAGACAGACGGGCGGCUCCGACGGACGUCGACAUCGACAUGGCCUUCAUCCUGGAUAGCUCGGAGAGCACCACGCCGCUGCAGUUCAGAGAGAUGACCAAGUACAUCGCGUAUAUUGUCAGCCAGCUGGAGACAAGCCCGGACCCGAAGGGAUCCCUGCACCAUGCCCGGGUGGCCGUGGUCCAGCACGCUCCUUAUGAAUAUGCCACCAAUUCAAGUACCUCCCCCAUCAAAGUCGCGGUGUCCCUAACAGAGUACAGUUCCAAAGACAAGCUGAUGGACUUCGUUGGGAACCACAUGGUGCAGCUGCAAGGCACCAGGGCUGCAGCAAGCGCCAUCGAACACACCAUGAGGCUAAUUUUUGAGCGGGCGCCAAAUCCCCGGGAUCUCAAAGUCAUUGUAUUGAUGAUUACAGGAGAGGUGAAAAACCAGGAGCUGGAGCACCUUCGGAGAGUGGUUGUGGAAGCUAAAUGCAAAGGGUACUUCUUUGUCAUCCUUGGCGUUGGCAGGGAAGUGAACAGCCGGAGCAUCUACAGCUUGGCCAGCGAGCCCAAUGACGUCUUCUUCAAAUAUGCGGACAAGCCCUCAGAACUGCACGAAGAGCCUCUGCUGCGCUUUGGAAAUCUCUUGCCAUCCUUUGUCAGCAGUGAAAACGCCUUUUACCUCUCUCCAGAUGUCCGAAAACAAUGCGAUUGGUUCCAGGGGGACCAACCAGUUAAAAAAGUUGUCCUACCAGCAAACGUUCCAAACAAUGUGACCGCUUCAAUCACUACAACAAAACCAACAGCAAAGCCAACCACCACCAAACCAACAACAAUAAAAUCAACCGCAAAACCAACAGCGCCACCAACAACCCCAACAACAAUAAAACAAACACCACCGACGACGACGACGACAACAGAAAAACUGGAAGUGGUAAAGCAUGUGGGUCAAGUCCAGGUCACGGAUAUCACCGAAAACAGCGCCAAAUUGCACUGGGCGGACCCUGAGCCUCAGCAUGCCUCUCUCUAUGAUGUCACCAUCACUUUGGCACAUGACCACUCUUUAGUUCUGAAGCUGAACUUAACGGGCACUGAACGAGUCAUCGGUGGCCUUGGGAGCGGACAGAUGUACCACGUCGUGAUCACAGGCUACCGCAAUGCACAGGUCAAAGCAACCUACACCGGAACAUUUAGCACAAAGGUCAUGCCAUUGCCCAAGGUGCCCCUACCUGCAUCUGCCCAGCUGAUGUUGAACACUGAGCCACUAGAAGAGCCGAAAACAGAUCCUUGCUUGCUGGACCUUGACAUGGGGAGUCAGUGUAAGGAGUAUCAGGCUAAGUGGUUCUUUGACUACAAAAACAAGAUCUGUACCCAGAUUUGGUAUGGUGGGUGUGGCGGGAACGCCAAUAGAUUUGAGACUGAAGCUGACUGCAUUAGCAGAUGCUUGAAGCCAUUAGAGGAGAAAAGCAUACCGCUUCCUGCCCUUGAGAAAAGUCACCUGACAGGACUGAGACUGCUCAAGAAGAGGUUUACCAGGAGAAAAUUAUCCAGAAGGAAAGUGGAAAAAACAGCAAAAACGAUAGAAAGAACAGCCGCAGAUAUUUGCAACUUGAAAAAAGAAGAAGGGACCUGCAGGAAGUUUGUCCUAAAAUGGUAUUUUGAUUCCAAGACGAAAAGCUGUACUAGGUUCUGGUACGGGGGCUGUGGCGGAAACGACAACAGAUUUAACACACAGGCAGAAUGUGAAGUCCUCUGCCUUUCAGCUCGUGUCAAUUCUGCUGUUGUGACAACAAUAGGAACUUAAACAACCGUGGAACAUCAACACAUACCUCUAAGAGUACCUGGAGUCAUCUAUUGCCAACGUAGCCCUCAUAGAAGCUAAGGGUGUAAACUACCUUACACUGUCUAUUUCAUGCUUUAUGUUCCAUACAAACCUUGAAGAAAGAGUUUUUGCUGCACAUCUUUAUCAAUAUGGUGCUAAAUUGUGGACGGGACGCUAAACAUGCCGGGGAUAUAAUCUAUACUUUUCAACAUUACGUAAUAUUUACCCAUCACAGAUCUAUUCUGUUUGAACAAUUUACAGUUUCCGCUUGGAUUCCGGCAUUACGCCUCAAACUUGGGCAAUGUAAAAAAUUAGAAAAUAAGAAGGGGCGGGGGAAAAAAAAAUCACUGCAACUGUCAUGUACUUGCUUUUAUGAUUCCCACAACUGAGCAUAACUUUAGAUGGAAAGCCUUAUGUAAAAGGGAGUAGCCAGUUCUCAAAUGCAAGCAGUUUGACUUUUCAAGCUGCCUUCACUCUUACUGGAUUAUGCAUUUUAGCAACUCUCUUUUCUCGUGUGUGAUCAAUCAAACUAGGGGGGGGGAAAUGCAACCUUCCUUGAUACGGAUGCACUGCUGGGACCAACGACUGAAUUAAAGAAUCUUUGAAACAUGG